This is a messenger RNA of Tinamus guttatus (white-throated tinamou), 1460 nucleotides long. NCBI's taxonomy places the organism in Eukaryota, Metazoa, Chordata, Aves, Tinamiformes, Tinamidae. The record is from RefSeq and is a predicted model, not a curated record.
AUGCAGGGCCAGAAAAGGAUGUGGUCUCCAAGAGGGCUACAACACUUCUGUAAAACCCUGUGCGCUCACCGGCGGGAGGGCUACGUGCUCAGUCUCUAUCGCAUCCGCAGCGCCCGAGAACAACCUCAGGUGGCAGACUGUGCCCACAACCGCAUCAGUUACCCUGGGAAUAAUAAUAUCACACGGGAUGCCCCUGGCUUGGCCUGGAACCUGUGGUACCAGUUACGGUGCUGGGGCACUAGACGUCAGGCAACUAGUCCAAUUCCCAACCGGCCCUGUGACCUCCAGCCAAACCACGGGCCUUCAGGGGACAAUUUCGACUGGAAAACACCCAGAGCAGCCCAGUGGCUACCUAGGCCAGGCAUGGAAAUCACUGGUUCUGUCUUCUAUCUCAUCUUGGAUGUAGUAGAUACCAACUGCCAUGUCCUCAGCAAGAAGCUGUGGAAGGAUUGUGAAACCAGACCUACUCACGAAACUGCUUAUGGUCAAUGUAAAGCAAUUAUCUACAUUAAUCAGCCAAGGAAUAUUGCCCAUCUGAGUACUUACGAGUGUGUUUUACAACCAGUUCAACGCAGAUAUAUUCGGGCAAUGUGUCCUGACUGCCCGGUUGAUGACUGUCCAACUGAGCCCAAAUAUUUGGAGGUUGCUGCUCAAAGCCUUGCCAAGUUCAAUGAAGAAAGUGAACAGACUCAUUAUUUCUCUGUCCUCAAUGUCACAAAAGCUUCAAUGCAGUGGGUCAUUGGUCCUGCACAUUUUGUAGAGUUUACCAUUCAGGAGACAUCCUGCUCCAAAUCUGAUUCUGUCACUGACAUCUCUCAGUGUCAGCCUCUCUCACCUGAAUCAGCUAAAAUGGGCUUCUGUACAGGCUCUGUGGUAAGAAGUGACUUGGAACAGAAAGAGUUUGUGGAAAUAUCCUGCGAAAUCUACAAUCCAGAGGCUCCUGUCACUGAAGAAGGGGAGCAGCAACCAGACCAGAGACCUGGAAAAUCCAGCCAGAGGCAUCAAGAAGCUUCCUCUUUAGAAGCCAGCCCUUUUACACCCCACCUAGGAAAAACAGUGGGCUGGGUUAAAGUUCUUCCCCCUUCAACUGAGAACACCUCUUGCCAAAAUGCACCAGAAAGAGAACAUACGGAUAGAAAGCCAGUUCCACCGGAGGCAGUGGAGCCUACAGGUAGCUUCCUAAAUAUCACUGGCAAUCCUGAUGGAGAAAAGAUUCAAGCAGACAAACCUGAUUUGACCAAACUGGUGAACGGACCAGUUAUUCUCCCUUUCCCUGAAGAACUUUCACUAUCAGACACAUGCCCAGGAAAAGCAAAGAAGAGAGAUCCCACCCUUGAGACUUUGCUGGCUAGAAAAACUACCAAAGAAUAGUCAGCAUCCAAGUCACCUCGAGCACUGCAACAAAAUGAUGGUCACAGUGACCGAGUGAUCUUCUCAUUUGGGCAACAUCUCAAAAUAAA